Messenger RNA from Mesorhabditis spiculigera, 1923 nucleotides. The record is from the annotation of a GenBank genome assembly. NCBI's taxonomy places the organism in Eukaryota, Metazoa, Nematoda, Chromadorea, Rhabditida, Rhabditidae.
AUGGUAGAAGAGGCAAUGGACGUCGAUGGGGCUGAUCAGGAAACGGUGGCCAAGAGCCUCGAGAAGUACAAGGCCCGCCGGCGACAAAUCGAACAAGAGGAGAAGAAGCGUCAGCGAGAAGGGCUGCUCUCGUCCGGCGAGUCCGAUCUGGAGAUGGACCUCUUCGUGCCGGCACACAAGCGCCGGAAGGAGAAGGCGAUGCGCCGAGCAUUGGUGCAAACAGUGCUCACCGUCGGCACGAGCACGAAGAACGCCACACGCGAGGAGGAGGAGGCACGCAAGAGGAAGGAGGCCGAGCGAGCCAAGGAGGAAGAGAAGAAGAGUUUGCUCGAGAAACACAGUGACGUGCCCGAGGAGGUCGUCCAAGACCCCGUCGAUGUACAGCGCCAAGAGGAGGAGGCCAUCCUCGCCUCGCUGAACGACCAAAACUCCCUGCUCGCCAUCACCGAAGCGGCGCGUGGUGUCGUCUACGAACAGUCGCUGAAGACCAGCUGGCGCCCGCCCUAUCACAUUAGAAAACAAAGUGAAACCGACCACGCUACAAAUCGGCGAAAGAGGGGAAUCACAGUGGAAGGCGAAGAUCCGCCGCCGGCGAUUGGCAGCUUCCUGGAGAUGAAGUACCCGAAGUGCAUCUUGGACGCGUUGCGUGAGAAGAACAUCACCGUGCCCACCGCAAUUCAGGUACAAGGCUGUCCCGUAGCUCUCAGCGGUCGUGACAUGAUCGGCAUUGCAUCUACAGGCUCCGGAAAAACGAUAACCUUUGCCCUGCCGAUGGUCAUGUUCGCGCUGGAGCAGGAGACGGCACUGCCCUUUGACCGUGGAGAGGGCCCAUUUGCCCUGGUCAUCGUCCCCUCCCGUGAAUUGGCUCAUCAAAUCCACGAUGUUGUCAGCGAUCUUUGCCACGGGCUGGCCCGAGCCCGAUACGCACAAAUCCGAGUCGCGCUGUGCAUUGGCGGCGAGCCGUUAGGCGAACAAGCGCGCAUGUUCCACCAAGGCGUCCACAUUUGCAUCGCGACGCCGGGCCGGCUGUCCGACAUGCUGUCAAAGAAGAUCUUCAACCUGCAGCUGUGCCGUUAUCUGGUGCUCGACGAAGCCGAUCGAAUGUUGGACAUGGGCUUUGAGGACGAGAUCAAGAGCAUUUUCUCGUAUUUCAGAGCCCAGCGCCAAACCCUGCUCUUCUCGGCAACGAUGCCAAAAAAGAUUCAAAUUUUUGCGAAGAACGCCCUCGUCCGCCCUAUCAUUGUCAACGUGGGCCGUGCCGGAGCAGCCUCACUCAACGUGCGCCAAGAAUUUGAGUUUGUCAGCCGCGAGGAAAAGCUCGUCAAGGUGCUCGAAUCGCUGCAAAAGACGUCUCCCCGAGUGUUGAUUUUUGCUGAGAAGAAGCUCGACGUCGACAACAUCUACGAAUAUCUUCUUGUGAAAGGCGUGGAAGCGGCGGCGAUACACGGUGGAAAAGAUCAGAAGGAUCGUCACGAGGGUAUCGAAGCGUUCCGCCGCGGUGACAAAGACGUGCUCGUCGCGACAGACGUCGCCUCCAAGGGUCUCGAUUUCAAGGGCAUCGAACACGUGCUCAACUUUGACAUGCCCGACGAUAUCGAGAAUUAUGUCCAUAGGAUCGGUCGUACUGGACGGUCAGGACGGCGUGGUCUGGCGACAACGUUCAUCAACCGACGGACGGACAUGAACAUCAUGGCGGACCUGAAGCAGUUGCUGAUCGAAGCCGGACAGCCACUUCCGGAAAUGCUUCAAGAUCUCGGCGGAGGCGACGAUGCUGCACAGAGUCAAAACGGUACCGGCCAAGACCGUGGUUGCGCCUACUGCUCAGGCCUGGGCCAUCGCAUCACCGACUGCCCGAAACUCGUCGGCAUCCAGGCCAAGGCCACCCAGAAUAUGCAGCGAGCCGCCGGCGAAGAGGGUCACUAU